Fonticula alba is the source of this 1704-nucleotide messenger RNA. RefSeq lists its product as hypothetical. The record is from RefSeq and is a predicted model, not a curated record. Bases 1 to 1704 code for a protein of 567 amino acids. The transcript is spliced from 10 exons. Lineage: Eukaryota; Rotosphaerida; Fonticulaceae. Gene Ontology annotation, cellular component: cytoplasm. Gene Ontology annotation, molecular function: GTP binding; protein binding; GTPase activity. Gene Ontology annotation, biological process: tRNA wobble uridine modification; tRNA methylation.
AUGGGCUUGAUUGGUCAGGCUGCGCGGCGCCUGUCGGUUGGGCGCUUGCCAAGCGCCUCCUUGCGGCGGAGUAUCGCCAGUAUGCCGCCAGUUGUGGACACUAUUUAUGCUCCGGCCACCGCGGCUGGACGUGCCGGCGUUGCGGUCAUCCGUAUGUCGGGGCCUUUAUCCAAACAGAUCCUUGAGCUUUUGACUCCCGGUACCGGGGUGCCUCCGCCGCGACAGAUGGCCGUGCGCUCGCUCCGGGACCCGACCACUGGGGAACUGGUCGACCGGGGCCUGGUGGCCUUCUUUCCCGGACCAGGGAGUUUCACUGGCGAGGACAUCGCCGAAUUCCACGUCCAUGGCGGCCCGGCCGUUGUUGAAGGGCUGCUUUCGGCCCUGUCCAAUGCGGGCCAGAAUCUCGCGCCCCCGGCAUCCGCUUCCGCCGGAGCUGCUGGCGGUCGCGUCCGCUGGGCCCUGCCAGGCGAGUUCACUCGCCGCUCUUUUCACAAUGGCAAGCUGGAUCUGACCCAGGCCGAAGGCUUGGCCGAUCUGCUAGCGGCAAAUACGCAAGCCCAGAGGCGCCAGGCUCUGCGCCUGGCUGGCGGCGCUGCCCGACGGGCUGCCACUGCCUGGCGAGGGUCCAUCUCCCGUGCUCUGGCACACCUGGAGGCGUUGAUCGACUUUGCCGAUGACAAUGACUUCGCCGAGCAGGAAACCCUGAGUGUCGCGGCCGACGCGCUGGCGGCCAUUGUGGAGGACAUGGAAUUCCGUCUCUCCCGCAGCCACUGUGGCGCCCUCAUCCGUGAUGGACUUCGGGUUUCGCUGGUUGGCUCGCCGAACGCCGGGAAGAGCAGUCUCCUGAAUGCCAUUGCCGAGCGCGAGGUGUCCAUUGUGUCUCCGUUUGCCGGGACCACGCGGGAUAUCGUUGAGGCUCCCUUGUCCCUGGGUGGCUUUGCCCUCCUGGUUAGCGACACGGCCGGGCUCCGGUCAGCCCCACCGUCCGGGGGCUCCGAUGGCCAUGACCUGGACCCGGUCGAGCGCGAGGGCAUUCGCCGGGCGCAGGCCAAAAUCGCCGAUGCACAUCUGCGCCUGGCGGUCAUCGAUGCGCAGGCCUUCCUGGCCCGGUCGGAAUUAGACCCCCUUGUGGCGGCGCAAAUCACUGGCGAUACAUUGGUGGCCUUCAAUAAGGUGGAUCUGCUGCCUGCGGCCGAUGGCGACCCCAUGGCCGUGGCAGACGCCCAGCGCCACAUGCUGGCCUCUCGGCUUGAAGCGGCCCUCGCCGAACAUGGAAGCCACCCCGCUGCAUCUCUGCCGGAGGUGGAAACUAACCUUUUCCUCGUGUCCUGCACAACCCGCCUCGGGGUGGAUGCGCUGGCUGAUGCUCUGACCAGCGCCGUUCGUGGGGUCCUGUCCUCGGAAGGCCCGGCUGCCGGGCAGUCCGGCCGGUCAGGCUUUGACUCGGACGACGACGUGGCCGCGCCGGAUGACGAUGGUCGGUCAGUCAUCCUGUCACAUCCUCGCCAUCGGGACUAUGUCUCGCGUGCUGUUAGCCACCUGAAGGUGGCCCUUGCUCACCUCUCGCCGGGAGGAACGCAAGAUGCGGUGCUGGUGGCCGAGGAGUGUCGGGCUGCUGCACAUGCCCUCGCCGGGCUGGCUGGCAAGUUGGCUCCGGACGACGUGCUGGACAUUGUCUUCGCCGAGUUUUGCAUUGGAAAGUGA